This is a messenger RNA of Bactrocera dorsalis (oriental fruit fly), 1106 nucleotides long. RefSeq lists its product as uncharacterized. The record is from RefSeq and is a predicted model, not a curated record. Lineage: Eukaryota; Metazoa; Arthropoda; Insecta; Diptera; Tephritidae. The transcript is spliced from 2 exons. Bases 179 to 763 code for a protein of 194 amino acids.
UGAAAUAAAUAAAGAACGAUUCGCAGAAGAGCCCCAACACUUACAAAUUUAUUGUAACGAACCCUGGACACGGCGAGUAUACCUCAGCAAUUAUACUUGUAAGAAGCAGGGGCAGCAAAAAGCUUCGUUACAGAAAUUAAGUAUAUCUGAAGAUAUACCAAACCUCAACUCUGUUGCGAUGAUGUUGGAUCAAAAGCUGAGGAAAAGAUUUGAACCAUAUUUUACUUUGCCCCCGUCAGCAGAUAUUACAAUAGCUGCAGCUGUAUUGACUCCAGAUGUGAAGACUGACUGGAUCGAGGCGUUGCAGGACACACUUCCGCAUUUGACGGAAGAAAGCAUCAACAACAGAGUGAUUAAAAGCAUUAGGGAGGCCCUAACAAAAAACAACCAUGCUUUAAAAGCGAUUUCUAAAAGAUUGGGUUGUUCUCCAAGGCAAAGAUCGAAGUAUGACUUCAAACGUGCCGGUGAUGGUCAAGACACAAGUGCCACCGCGUCAGCUCCACAAAGUGUUGAUGUGAGAGCUGCGAUAGCAAACCAAUAUUACAGUUAUUUAAAUGACCAAUCGAUGACUGAUAGUACCUGGGACCGAUAUCCAUUGCUGAAAGAGGCAUUUGUGAAAUUCAAUACCCCACUGCCAUCAUCGGCACCUGUUGAACGUCUUUGUUCAUUUGCGAGGAUAAUAAAUAGCCCAAGGAGAGGUUCAUUGACAGACUUUUCUUUUGAAAAGUUUGUUCUAAUGAAAGCAAAUUCGAAGUGGUUAUGAGUGUUUUUUGUUGAAUUAUUGUUAAUUUAUAAUUUUGUUUUUUGUUGAAUUAUUGUUUAUUUUUGUUGUAAAUGAAAUUGAAUUAUUCAUUUGUGUUUAAUUUGAAGUGCUUAUUCAAUAUUUAGUUUUAAAUUUGAACAAUGAAUUGCAUAUUGUUAAAUAAAAAUAAUGAACAAUAUAUAAGAAAUAUAAAAAUGUCAUUUAUUUGUGUUAUUUCUUUUAGAUAUUGGUUUCAAAAUUGUAAGUAAUUGAAAGUACUUGAAAAGAAUUGAAAAUAGAUUCAAGUACAUUUUUCAAUUCUUUUCAAAUAAUUUUAAAUAUUUGUUAAAAUUUUAAGUAUUUU